This is a messenger RNA of Emiliania huxleyi CCMP1516, 489 nucleotides long. Its product is annotated as GTP-binding protein. Gene Ontology annotation, molecular function: GTP binding; GTPase activity. The record is from RefSeq and is a predicted model, not a curated record. Bases 1 to 489 code for a protein of 162 amino acids. NCBI's taxonomy places the organism in Eukaryota, Haptophyta, Isochrysidales, Noelaerhabdaceae. The transcript has a single exon.
AUGGACCGGUACGACGCGUGCCACAAGGUGCUGCUGGUAGGAAACGUUGCGUGCGGCAAGACGUCGCUCGUGACGCGACUGCGCACCUCAACAUUCGACGCGCGGACCACGUCGACCGUGGGCGUGGACUUCAGCGUGGCGACCAUCUCCGGCACGGACAACAAAACGCUGCGGCUACACCUGUGGGACAGCACGGGGCACGAGCGCUUCCGCUCCAUCACCACGUCGUACUACCGCGUCGCCCACUGCGUGCUGCUGUGUGUGGACACGACCUCCGAGGACGCGAUCGGCGCGUGCGAUGCUUGGCUGGCGGCGGUGCAGGAGUACUGCGCGCCGGGCACGCCCCUCCUCCUGGUGGGCACAAAGAUCGACUUGGCCGACGAGCGAGCAGUGGACGCGCAGGCGCUGCGCGGGGUUGCCGCGCGCGCGGGCGCUCAGUACGUCGAGACUUCCUCCGCGACCGGGGAAGGGGUAACCGGGGCUUUUUAA